UCCAUUUCCACCACUUCUUCCCGACACGCUUCGCUGUACAUUUGUAAUACUUUGACUGCGCUCUAACGAUGGCUUCUGGAUCUCUAGCAUUCUGCAGGACACCUCUGCGGAGGGCUCUCACCUCCUCGCCUGCCCCAAGGCUGACCCCGCCAGCAAAUGAACCCCGGAACCAUCAGCAAGCUAGGACCUUCUUCUCGCUGAAAGAUAUUGCUAAGCUAGCGGGAGAGGUGCAAGGGCAGGGAGCCAAUGCUGGAUCGCGGCCAGGCAGUGGGCAGGCAGCUGGGGUGACCGAGUACAAGGAUAGCAAGGUUUUGAGAUAUUCGUCCUCAGAGCUCUACAAGAUCGUCUCGGAUGUCAAUUCCUACUCUUCCUUUCUCCCAUUCUGCGCCGGCUCCACCAUCAAGGGACCUGCUCCGCCGCUUGAGGGAGAUGCGCUAGCCACUUCGGACAAGGUGACCAGUCGGCCUGAUCACAGGGUCUUGGCUGACUUAACAGUUGGGUUCAAGUCUUUCAAAGAGACAUAUACGAGUGUGGUGGAGAUGAAGGAGAAUGAAUGGGUUGCUGCAACGGCUCUUCCGCAUCCUCUCUUUCAACAUCUUUCCACACGUUGGACAUUCCAUCCCCUUCCAGACGGCUCCUCGACCCGGAUAGACUUUUCACUCGACUACGCUUUCAGCUCGCCCAUCUACAGCGCCCUGGCAGGGGGCAUCUUCAAAGAGCUUUCGACAAAGAUGAUGAACGCCUUCGAGGAGAGGGCAGUCGAAGUGUAUGGUCAGAAGUGAUGCGUUUGCAGGGGUCCUCAUAUACACAUGGGUUGAAAUGGAACGUUGGCGAUUGACCUCUUCCGGUAGCAUUGCAAUAGAUCACACUCGCACAUUGCCCUGAACAGAUGUGGCACUUGGUAUCUUCACU
Messenger RNA from Microstroma glucosiphilum, 912 nucleotides. RefSeq lists its product as hypothetical. Gene Ontology annotation, biological process: ubiquinone biosynthetic process; cellular respiration. The coding region runs from base 69 to 782 and encodes 237 amino acids. The record is from RefSeq and is a predicted model, not a curated record. Gene Ontology annotation, molecular function: ubiquinone binding. Gene Ontology annotation, cellular component: mitochondrion. NCBI's taxonomy places the organism in Eukaryota, Fungi, Basidiomycota, Exobasidiomycetes, Microstromatales, Microstromataceae. The transcript has 4 exons.